AUGAUUAAUUGUUUUAAAGGUAGAAUCAUUCAUUUGAUAUCUUUACUAUUAAUCUUUGUAUCAUUACUACUAACCCAAGACAAUAGUUGUAAUGGAACAGAAACAACAACAACAACAACUACUAGUAGUAAUAAUAAACAUAGCGAUUUAAAUCGAUGGUCAGAUAUCAAUACAUGGAGUAACAAGAGAUUACCAAUUGAUGGUGAUAAUGUGGUCAUAUCAACUUGUGUAUUACUAGAUAUAAACCCACCAUUUCUAUCAUCGUUGACAAUUGAUGGUGAAGAUGGUCUUUUUCAAUGUAAACAUACUACCCAUGGUUCAAGUUUACUUUAUGUUGGAUCAAUUGUAAUCACAAAUAAUGCUACUAUGAUUAUAUCUUCUUCUUCCUCUUCUUCUCCUGGAUCAACCUUUUAUUUAAAAUCAAGUGGUACUAUUACUAUUGAUAAUGGAGGUGAAUUGAUAAUUAGAGGACAACAACUACUAAAAAAACAGCCACGGAUAGGAUUAGAAAAGAGAAAUGUUGUUAUAUCAGGUCCAACCUUUCGAGUUGGAGGUAAAGGUGCAAAUAAUGGUGGAGGUGGUGGAAGACUAUCAAUAUCCAAUAGUAUUAUUCAUUCUUGUAAUGCUAUUAUUGCAGAAGAACAAACUAUAAAGUUAAAUGUCUUAAACAAUUUAAUCAUUUGUAAUCAUCAUCAAAAUAAUAAUAAUAUGACCAACAACAACAACAAUAAUACAACAUCAACAACCAUCAUUCAACUAAAUAAUAUUUCAUCAUCCAAUAUUAUUGGUAAUACUAUUAUAUUUAAUAACACCAAAAUCAAUAAUAAUAUUAAUAAUAAUGAAUCUACUACUUCUGCCAAUAUUACAUUUAUUGAAAUGAAAGGAGGUUAUAAUAAUAAUAUAUCAUUUAAUUAUUUAAAAUCAAAGUUGUCAUCAUCAUUAUCAUCAUCGUUUGAUAAUGACGUAGUGACGACUAUUGGAUUUAAAUUAUUAUUUAUAAAUCAAAAUGAUAAUAGUAAUGUAUUGAAUUCAUUUACAAAUAAUACAUCUAUUCAUAACAAAUAUGGAGUAGUUGUAGAUUAUUAUUCACCAAACAACCAACAACAACAAUUAUUUAUUGAACCAAUGACAUCAAUAGUACUAAGAGGACUAUUAUGUAUCUCAAACAAGAUUGGAGUAUGGUCUAAAAUUAGAAAUGUAUCAAUAUUGGAUUCAUCAUUUAUUCAUAAUGGAAUGGGUGUAUUAAUCAAAGGUGAUAUGCUUCUAAGUAAUCAUCUAUUCUCUACAUCAUCUCCUUCCAUCAUUCAAAUCAUAUCAAACUCUCGUUUUAUUGGAAGUCAUCAAGAAGAAGAAGAAGAUUCCCAUGCGAUAGAAUUAAUUGAUGGUACACUAUUAAUUGAUCAAUGCUCAUUUAAAUCAUUCAAAUAUCCAAUCACUUUUACUACAAAUGAUUUAACAAAGAUUAUUUAUUUAAAUGAUAUAGAUUAUAAAAAUAUUAUUCAUCCAAUUGAAUUUAAACAAAAUAAUCUAUUAACAGAGUAUGUAAAGGAUUUGGAUGGUAGUACUACAUCAAAAAAAGAUAGUAGUGGUAGUAGUAGAGAUAGAUCCAUACAACCAGUAGUAGAUAAAUACCAAUUUUUAAAGGAUAUACAAUCACAAACAGAUUCUACAACAAUUGUAAGAGACAUUGAAUUCUUUAGAGUUCUUCCUAUUUGUCAAUCAUUGGAAUGGUGGCCUGGAGUUUUAUUCUGUGAUAAUUCAUUCUCUUCAUUUAUUCAAUUCAAUGUAUUGGUACAUUUCGAACAACAAGAUAUAUCAAACAACAACAACAACAACAACACAAACAUUAAUGUGGAAGAAGAACAAUGUCAUUUGGAAAUGACAAUGGGAGAUGGUAAUGUGGUUGAUCUUGGUAGUGGAAUACCUUUUAAUUUGAAUGUUCCAAACAAUCAACAUUUUAAAAUGUUUCAAACUAUGGUACCUUCAGGUGUAGCAAUUCAAUUCUAUCCAACAAAUUUUAACAACCAACACGGUAAUAAUAAUAAUAAUAUUAAUAGUAUAAUGGUGAUAAAGAUACAACAAAUAUUUUGGGAUAAAGGAGAUUACCUUAAAUUUGAAUUACCAAUUAAUAGAUUCUUGAAUAAUAGUAAACCUAGGUCUAUUCAUAAAUUUAACUUUCAAACUCCUCCUCUUUCCUCAACAGUACCAACAACAACAAGUUUCAACAGUACUAGUCGUAAACAUGUACACUCAUCUUAUCCAGCCAAUUAUAUUAAUUUCUAUAGAUUAGAGGAAACUGCUUAUAUUUCAAUUUACCCCAAUCAACAAAACCACUCAAGAAAAUAA
This is a messenger RNA of Cavenderia fasciculata, 2346 nucleotides long. RefSeq lists its product as uncharacterized. Lineage: Eukaryota; Evosea; Eumycetozoa; Acytosteliales; Cavenderiaceae. The coding region runs from base 1 to 2346 and encodes 781 amino acids. The record is from RefSeq and is a predicted model, not a curated record. The transcript is spliced from 3 exons.